This is a messenger RNA of Sphaerodactylus townsendi, 1026 nucleotides long. RefSeq names its product forkhead box B2 (gene FOXB2). Gene Ontology annotation, biological process: anatomical structure morphogenesis; regulation of transcription by RNA polymerase II; cell differentiation. Gene Ontology annotation, molecular function: RNA polymerase II cis-regulatory region sequence-specific DNA binding; DNA-binding transcription factor activity, RNA polymerase II-specific. NCBI's taxonomy places the organism in Eukaryota, Metazoa, Chordata, Lepidosauria, Squamata, Sphaerodactylidae. Bases 1 to 1026 code for a protein of 341 amino acids. The transcript has a single exon. The record is from RefSeq and is a predicted model, not a curated record.
AUGCCUCGUCCAGGCAAGAGUUCCUACAGUGACCAGAAGCCCCCUUACUCGUACAUCUCGCUGACAGCAAUGGCCAUCCAGCACUCGGUUGAGAAGAUGCUCCCCUUGAGCGACAUCUACAAGUUCAUCAUGGAGCGCUUCCCUUACUACCGCGAGCACACUCAGCGCUGGCAAAACUCCCUGCGCCACAACCUCUCCUUCAACGACUGCUUCAUCAAAAUCCCUAGGAGGCCGGAUCAGCCGGGCAAGGGGAGCUUCUGGGCGCUGCAUCCGGACUGUGGGGACAUGUUUGAGAACGGCAGCUUCCUUCGGCGCAGAAAACGCUUCAAGGUGCCCCGACCGGAACCUCACAUGCCAGCGGCGGGAAAGACAGGAAGUGUGCUGCACCCACACCUGAGCCACUAUUUCCACCCGCACCACCAGCCACCACCUCCUCCCCAGCCUCCUGCACCCGGCAAAGGACAUCCGGAUUCCACUAUGGCUGCUGCCGCUGCCGCCGCUGCUGCCGCCGCCGCUGCUGUGGGAAGGCUGCCCCAGUUCCAGCCCUACAGCCCUGCACCUGGGUUCAAGCACCCUUUCGCCAUUGAGAACCUGAUCGGACGAGAUUACAAGGGUGUGAUUCAGAGCGGGGGGUUGCCCUUGGCUUCCGUGAUGCAUCAUCUGGGCUACCCGGUGGCCAGCCAGCAGAUCAGCACCAUGGUCAGCUCCGUUUGGCCUCACGUAGGCGUAAUGGAGCCGGUGGGUGGUGUGCCCAUCUCCCCAGGGGAGUAUGGACCUUUCAGCAUGCCAAUGAAGGCCAUCUGCCAUCCAUCUGCACAGACUCUUCCUGCCAUUCCGAUGCCAAUCAAGCCCACCCCAGCUCUCCCUCCAACAUCAGCCAUCCCUGCCCUGACAGCCAACCUGGCGGCACAGCAGCAGCUCUGCCCACCCACUUCUCCCAGUUCCUCUUCCUCCCUCCUGGAACAGACUCCACCAAACUCAUCUGAAGGCAAAGGCUCCUUACAUUCUGCCUUGGUACAUUCUUAG